UAUAGUUACAACAAUAAGAUAGAGAAAUUUUGCAUCUGCUUCGUCUCAUAUUCUCACUUUCCUGCACGAAAAGUUUUUAACCCAAAAAAAUUGAGAAGCAUGAGAUUGUUUCUUUUAUUUUCUUUUAGCGCUCUCAUGCUACUUGAAGCAUAUGGUUUUACUAAUGAAACUGAUAAGAAAGCAUUGCUCGACUUCAAAUCUCAAGUUUCUGAAGACAAACAAGAUGUUUUGUCCUCAUGGAAUAACUCAUCUCCUCUCUGCAGUUGGAAAGGGGUUACAUGUGGCCUCAAACACAAGAGAGUUACCCGUUUGGACCUUGGAGGAUGGGAGUUAGUGGGAGUGAUAUCACCAUCUAUUGGUAAUCUUUCCUUCCUCAUAUCACUUGAUCUCUCUAAUAACUCUAUUGGUGGAACCAUCCCUCACCAGGUAGGAAACUUGUUUAGACUUGAGUACUUAGAUAUGAGUUAUAAUUUUCUCAUAGGAGAUAUUCCAGUCGAUCUAGCUAACUGCUCUAGAUUGUUGGAACUUGAUUUAUCUCGUAAUGAUCUUGGAGGAGGUGUUCCUUCAGAAAUAGGAUCAUUGGGGAAGCUUGAAAUUUUAUAUCUUGGUUUUAACAACCUGGGAGGGAAGCUCCCUGCAUCUUUCGGAAACUUGACAUCACUCACGGACGUCAUCCUUUGUUCGAGCAAAAUAGAAGGAAGAAUUCCUGAUGAUCUAGCUAGAUUGAAUCAGUUAGUGUCUCUUCUAUUAGGAGGGAACAAUUUCACUGGCCUCUUUCCUCCCUCCAUGUACAAUAUUUCCUCACUUGAGGUAUUGGACAUAUUUGGUAAUGGUUUUUCAGGUAGCCUAAAGCCGGAUUUUGGUAAUCUAUUACCAAAUAUUCAAUAUUUAUUUAUGGGACGUAACAAUUUCACAGGACCCAUCCCAACAACGCUUUCCAAUAUCUCAAAUCUUCAAUUCUUAGGAAUCGAGUAUAACAAAAUGAUAGGAAGAAUUCCUACUAGCUUUGGAAAAUUAAAGAAUUUGAGAAUUGUGGCACUUCACGGUAAUUCUUUGGGAAGUUACUCUUCUGGGGAUCUUGAAUUUCUUAAGGCUUUGACUAACUGUACCCAGCUACGUACAUUAUCUGUUCGUCUAAAUAGGCUUGGAGGUGACUUGCCUACCGCUAUCUCGAACCUGUCCACCAACCUCCAACAGUUAAACCUCAGACUGAAUUUCAUCUCUGGAACCAUUCCUUAUGAUAUUGGAAAUCUCAAAAGUCUGAAAAGACUUGUGUUAAGCAAAAACUUGUUGUCUGGACCACUACCUAAUUCCAUUGGGAAGCUUUCUAGUUUGGUGGAUUUAGACGUCAGUUCAAAUAGAAUGUCAGGAGAUAUACCUUCUUCAAUAGGUAACAUCACUGGGUUAGAAAAACUAUAUUUGUCCAACAAUAGUUUUGAAGGAACCAUUCCUCCGAGUCUUGCUCAGUUCAAAUACAUGUUAUCUUUGUGGGUUGGGUCUAAUAAGUUGAAUGGGACUAUACCUCAUGAGAUUAUGCAGAUUCCAUCCCUUUUUCACCUCGACUUGUCAAAUAAUUCCUUUACAGGCUGUCUGCCAGAUUUUAUCAAUCCACUAGAACGGCUUGGCACACUGUCUGUUGCGCAUAAUAAAUUAUCCGGGAAACUCCCUCAAGUCUUGGGAGAUUGUCUCUCAUUGGAGAAUCUUUAUCUACAAGGAAACUCUUUUGAUGGUGAUAUUCCAAAUAUAGAAGGGUUGAUGGGUGCUAAAAGACUUGAUUUCUCCAACAACAAUCUCUCUGGAAGUAUACCUGGAUAUUUUGCAAACUUUUCUUCCUUGGAGUAUCUCAAUCUAUCCCUUAACAAUUUCGAGGGAAAGGUGCCAACAGAAGGAAAAUUUCGGAAUGCUAAAGUUGUUACAGUGUAUGGAAACAAGGAUCUAUGUGGAGGUAUCAAGGAGCUAAAACUAAAGCCGUGUAUUGUGCAUGCACGACCAAUGAAGACUACUAGCCACUCCUCUCUUUCAAAGAAAGUUGCCAUUGGGGUAACUAGCGCAGGCAUAGCUUUGCUUUUGAUGGUGUUCAUAGCUUACAUUUCCCUACGUUGGUUCAGAAAAAGAAAGAAGAACCAGCAGACCAGUGAUCCAACUUCUUCAGCACUUGAGGUUUUCCAUGAAAAGAUAAGUUAUGCAUAUCUCCGCAAUGCGACAGAUGGCUUCUCUUCCCGCAAUUUGAUUGGAUCAAGCAGUUUCGGGACAGUGUUUAAGGCAUUGCUUCCAAGAGAGAACAAGGUUGUUGCGGUGAAAGUUCUAAACCUGAAGAGACGUGGAGCUCUGAAGAGCUUUAUGAGAGAAUGUGAAUCCCUCAAGGACAUAAGGCAUCGUAAUCUUGUGAAACUACUGACGGCUUGUUCGAGUAUUGAUUUUCAAGGAAAUGAUUUCAGAGCUCUUAUCUAUGAGUUCAUGCCAAAUGGAAGCCUAGAUAUGUGGCUACACCCAGAGGAAGUGGAAGAGAUUCGUAGGCCCUCAAGAACCUUGACCCUCUUUGAAAGGCUCAAUAUUGCUAUAGAUAUGAUUUAUGUUUUGGACUAUCUUCAUGUUUAUUGCCAUGAACCUCUAGCUCAUUGCGAUCUCAAGCCAAGUAACGUCCUCCUAGACGAUGAUCUGAAUGGCCAUAUUAGCGACUUUGGCAUUGCUCGACUGCUCAUGAAAUUUGACCAGGAGUCUUUGUUCAACCAUCUAAGCUCAGCUGGCGUCAGAGGAACCAUCGGCUAUGCCGCACCAGAAUAUGGAAUGGGAGGACAACCAUCAAUGCAUGGUGACGUUUAUAGCUUUGGUGUUCUUCUUUUGGAAAUGUUCACUGGAAAAAGACCAACAAAUGAGUUAUUCGAGGGAAACGUCACCCUACAAAACUACACCAAGUUGGCGUUGCCAGAGAGGGUCUUGGACAUUGCAGACAGUUCGAUUCUUAAUAGCGGUCUUAGAGUUGGUUUCCCUCUUGGUGAGUGUUUGACACUGGUUUUGGAGGUGGGACUUAAGUGUUGCGAAGAAUCUCCAAAGAACCGUUUGACAACAAGUGGAGCAAGAAAGGAGUUAAUCUUAAUCAAAGAGAGGUUCUUUAAAGCCACAAGAACAGCCAGACGUUGAUGUGUUUAUCGUGACUUUGCAACCCACUUAAAAGAAGGAAUCUGAGACCUCUACAAUAUUGUCUUUCAUAGUUUGUGGUUUUUACUUAAUUAAACAUGAUUAUGCUUGAAGAAUGCUAUGUUAUAUUGAAUAUUGUGUUACCAGCUUUAUAAUUGCAAAUCCUAAAAGCUACAAUUAGGUAUU
This is a messenger RNA of Brassica oleracea var. oleracea, 3324 nucleotides long. Its product is annotated as probable LRR receptor-like serine/threonine-protein kinase At3g47570. Gene Ontology annotation, biological process: hormone-mediated signaling pathway; protein phosphorylation. Gene Ontology annotation, cellular component: plasma membrane. NCBI's taxonomy places the organism in Eukaryota, Viridiplantae, Streptophyta, Magnoliopsida, Brassicales, Brassicaceae. Bases 100 to 3141 code for a protein of 1013 amino acids. The record is from RefSeq and is a predicted model, not a curated record. The transcript is spliced from 2 exons. Gene Ontology annotation, molecular function: protein kinase activity; protein binding; ATP binding.